UCUUUCCCAGGAAAUGGGCUUGGCUUGACUGCACUGUGAGUUAAAACAGAUUUGUAGACUAAGCCGCACAAGUAUUUCAGAACAACUAGACAAUGACAAAUGCAGUGCUUGGAGGGCCAUUCUUAAGUGGCCAAGAUGGGAGAUGAGAUGCUUGUUUGUGAAAAUGGAUGAGUGAAGGACCAGGUGUAUUCUGCUCCUUUAGUUCGUUCUUAUAGAAAGAUUCUGCUGCCAGUUUCAGCUGGAGCGUCUCGCUGAUCGUUCUUUCAGCACCAUGGAUUUUAUCUCAAUGGGCAAGUCACUCAUUGUGGGGAAGAGAUCCGGAGUCUCUCUGUCCAGAAGCUUAAUCACACUAGAGAAAUCAAUGUGAUCUUACUGAAUGAACACCGUGGACCGUUAAUUUACUUCUCUUCAGCUUCAUAAUAUAAAACACUGGAACUGCCCUGUGAAAAAUGACCCAGCAAAUGCAGAGCUUACAACUUUCCCAGACCAAAAAGAAUAACCCUCCAUCUUCUCCCAAUGCCGCCAAGCGUCUCUACCGGAACCUCUCUGAGAAGCUGAAGGGAAGCCACUCAUCCUUUGAUGAAGUGUAUUUCAGAGCCCGAACAGAUCGUCUAAGUCUCCGGAAGUCUUCAGUGAAUUUCCAGUGCUGCGAAGCCAUGUUCGAGGCUGUGGAGCAACAGGACCUAGAUGCUGUCCAGGUUCUUCUCUACCAAUACACACCAGAGGAGCUGGAUCUCAACACACCUAAUAGUGAGGGGUUGACAGCUCUGGACAUCGCCAUCCUGACAAAUAAUGUGCCCAUUGCCAAGAUCCUCAUGAAAGUUGGUGCAAAGGAGAGUCCACACUUUGUCAGCGUGGAAGGCAGAUCCGUCCAUCUGAGCAACUUGGUCCAAGAAGCUCAACAACGGGUGAAUGACCUGUCUGCACAAGUCAUGAGUGAAAGUCUCGGCACAGACAGCUCUGAGAAGGAGAAGCAGCUGAAAGCCUGGGAGUGGAGAUACCGGCUUUACAAACGCAUGAAGUCCAGCUUUGAACACUCCAGAGCCCCUGAGGCACCAACCAACAUCUGCCUUAUGGUAACAAGCAGCACAUCACUCACUGUCACUUUCCAAGAGCCUCAUAGCAUCAAUUCAGCAGUGGUGACAAAAUACAAAGUGGAAUGGAGCUGUUCCGAAGACUUUUCUCCUUUGGCCGGAGAAAUCAUAAUGGAAAACCUUCAGUCUUUGAGAUGCACUAUUACUGGCCUCACAAUGGGCCGAAGGUAUUAUGUCCAAGUGUAUGCCCAUAACAUGAAAGGCUGGGGACAGCCUCAGAUUUCCUCGCCUUGCUGUGCUUCUCCUUCUAACUGGAAAGACUACGAUGGCAGAGAGCCUAAGCACCGGGGACAGAUUGAAGCCCUGGAACGUUUGUUGCAGCAGGUUAGAGCGUCUCGUCCGAGCUACAGUUGCCGAGAUAAUGUUAAAUUGCAGAAUGCCGGUCGCAAGCAGUCUGUCUCCAGAAGCCUGAAACAUCUCUUCCAUUCUUCAAACAAGUUUGUGAAGACUUUGAAAAGAGGGCUUUAUUUAGCUGUGAUAUUUUAUUACAAAGACAACAUGUUAGUAACCAAUGAAGAUCACAUACCAAUAGUGGAAAUUGAUGAUUCUCACGCCAGUUCUAUUAUGCAAGAUUUCCUCUGGUUCACAAAGCUGUCUUGUAUGUGGGAUGAGAUCAGAUGGCUGAGGCAGAACAUGUCUGUCUCCAUGUCCUCCUCCACGGUGCUCCAAGCCAGGCAGAAAAUGCUGUCUGCAGCAGCCCAGUUACAGAACCUGUUAGGCACACAUAAUCUGGGCCAAGUCUAUUAUGAACCAAUCAAAGACCGCCAUGGCAAUGUUAUCAUAGUGACAAUCAGAGAAGUGGAGAGCCUCUAUUCCUUUUUUAAUGGCAAAUGGAUGCAGAUCUCUAAACUACAAAGCCAGAGGAAAUCUCUUUCAACACCUGAGGAGCCAACAGCGUUAGACAUAUUGCUUAUCACAAUCCAGGACACACUUUCCUAUCACAGAAGGAGCCAACAACGUCUGGCUCCGGGCCUUUAUUUGGGAUACUUAAAACUCUGCAGUUCCGUUGAUCAGAUCAAAGUGCUUGUGCUACAAAAGCUACCCAACAUUCUGUGUCACGUUAAAAUCCGAGACAAUGGCAAUGUGUCCAGAGAGGAAUGGGAAUGGAUCCAAAGACUUUCUGGCUCAGAAUCUAUGGAAAAUAUGGAUCAUUCUGUAGAGUGUCCAACUCGACUGUUUUUUGAGCUCCAAAUGGCAAUGAGAGCUCUUCUUAAACAGAUCAAUCUACCUCUACAACAGGCUAAGCUGUUCCGUCUGUAUACACAGGAGGUGUUGGAACUGGGUCACAAUGUGUCCUUUCUUCUCCUGCUCCCUGCCUCAGACGACGUCUGCACUGCCCCAGGACAGAACAACCCUUACACCCUUCACACAGGAUUCCUUAACCUCCCUCUUCAGAUGUUUGAACUCGUUCAUUUCUGCAGUUACAAGGAAAAAUUUAUUAGUCUCUAUUGCCGCCUUUCCGCUGUCAUAGAGCUAGAUUUUCUGAGCACCCAGCAGUCCCUAAGGGAAGCCAUUUCAGACAGUGAAGUUGCUGCUGCUAAACUAAGACACCAACAAGUCCUAGAUUACAUACAGCAAAUUGAUGAGAUCUGGCGGGAAAUGAGGUGGAUCAAUGAAGCAUUGCAGUAUGCACGGUACAGACCAACAACCUCUGGCUUGCCUCUCGUGAAAAUUCUGGAUCUCUCAGAGGAACCCCUGCAGAAAAAAAUAAGCUCCACAUCCUCCCAUCUUGACUGUCUUCCAUCCCCACCUCCUUCCCCAGAGAUGGAGAUGCCAAGGAGAAAAGCUGAUUCCCAGCCAUAUUCCGAUGAAGAAGGUUGCUCAGAGGUGUUCCUUCCAACCGACAGUGACUAUGAUUCUAGCGAUGCUUUGAGUCCACGAGAACUGGAUUUGGUUUAUUCAUCCUCCCAGGAUAUCUCCCAUCAGGCUGUGAGUUGUUUGAGUGGUAGCGCCCCAGAUGUCCUCCAAGUCCAUGACAUCAAACCUUGCUUGACUCCAAAACAAAACCCAAGAGGGAGUAGUGUCUUAGAGACAGAAGUUGAUCAGUUUACAGACAACAUGCAGAGUCUGUCCAUUGGAAGACUUUCACCAAAAAACCCAGAAAAGAAUUCCGUCUCAAAGCAAACUUUGAGUUUCCUAGGGAAGAAAAAACAUGGGAAACAUCAGCACUACAAUUAUUUCAGCCGACACCAUCGCUGGCUCCGUGUACAUAGCGAAACCCAGUCUAUCUCUCUUUCUGAAGGCCUCUACACUCCCCAUCUCACACAAGCCAUGGACUACUCUCAAGAGCCCACUCCUGGUGAGCAGAUCAGCAUUUCUAUUGAUUGUCCCCGCACUACUUUCUUACCUCAUGCUUCAAGUCUCCCAGAAGAAGGGAAAGACAAAUACCAGGAACUGAGGCCAAACAUCCGCAGAAUAUAUGUUGAGCCUUACAAGACCACAUUAUCCAGUGAAGGUAGCAACCAGUCUGGAGAUCAUACAGAUUUGCACAGCCCUUUGGGUCAAGGCAGGAUUGCAGAAGAUCAGUCUUGUUCUAACAUCACCGAAGUGUUCAGCAGUGACCUUUAAGAGAUCACGUUGCUCAGUUGCCCUGCUCCUCUGCCCUGCCUUCAAAAUACAAUCACACUUACCACAAAUGGAAGACUAGUUCUUCAAAACAAACUUUGCAUGCAGAAGUCCCAACUCAUGUCUCUACCAAAUGGAGAGCAAAUUUUCUGCAUAGUUUUCUAAGAAAAGACAUAGGGGGUAAAAAUUAACUUUUGCAUAUAUGCUUACUUGCACUACUUCUAAAGUUAGAUGGCUGAUUCUUGACUCUUUAUUGGAUACUUAACAAGGCAGAAAGAAAUGUUAUCUUUUUCAUGUGAAAAAGAAAUUUUCAGGAAACUUAAAAUGUUUCACUAUGGAAUUUUCCCAUCCUAGACAGUCAGCUUUGUCCCUCGCUUAUUGAGUAGCAUUCAUGGCCCCAGGAGCUGAUUUAUUAUUAUACACAACUAGUUAUUGUGUUUCACCAGACUGGGCAACGCAACAUCAGUAAAGACAAUUGUUCAGAAAAUAAAGUUGAUUUUGAAGAAUAACAAGAUGCAAGUGGUGCAGCCAAAAAGGUCUCUGCAAACAAAUUUGAAGAAGAUUAUCUGACUUUACCCUUUUCCCUCCAUUGUAACGUUCUGUGGGAAAGAUAACUGAAAAGAUCCCAAAAUUUUACUGGGAGGCAAAAAAAAAAAUCACACCCACUGUUUUGUUUUUUAGUUUGUGGUUUUUAUAUCUACAAGAUUAUGAGCAGUUUUGCUCCUACAGCAGUUUUCAGCUAUACCAUUUGAAUAGAUGUCUUUCAGGAUAUAGCUCCCCUAAAUCAUUAAAUCAGACCACUUUCUCUCUUCAAGAUUAUUUUUGAACAUUAUUGGUUGGUAAUUCCCAAUGUUCUUCAGGUGGAAACCCAGCUAAGUGAUAUAAACAGGUAUGGUUUUAGAGACAACUUCAGUUGGCGAUCUUAUUUGGAAGGAAGUCUUUCACCUUAUCCCUUCUUUUACUUUUCAGUUGUUCAGUCAAUGGGACUUGACAGUUCACCCUACCAAAAAUGAAGAAUGAGCACAUAAAUUUGUGGGCAGACUCAGGAGUAAUGGCGUGGGUUCUUCAUCAUAAUUCACUGAUUAGUUAUUUUGAAGAGAUGAUCCCCCAAUUACAGUUCAUCUUUGUUUCUUGUGAAAUCUACUGAUCUCAAUAUUUUGAAUGUAAAUUACACCAUUGGGACUGGAAUCCUCUUUAAUUUAUACAACUCCUCAGUAUGCAGACAGAUGUUCAUAUAGGAUCUCAUCUCCAGGUGGCUCUUGAUGGGAAGUUAGCCUUGUGGAAUACUGCCUUGGACCACUUCUUAGAUGGAAAUGUAUCAUGGGAAUCAUCAAUGUACGUUACAGGACCUGGGAAGGAGACGGUACUAUUAAACGAUUUUGCUGUUAGGGGUAUAGGCCAUUCUGGGUAAGUUUAAUUGAUAACAAAAUGAAAAUUUUACUCAAGUCAAUGUGGCCAUCAUCAAGUCAAUGUGGCCAUCAUCAAAAAGUUUUUGCACAGAAUGUAAAGUAUCUACUUGCACUAUUCACAAGAGCAUGGGUACCUCUGUAGUUCUCUGCCUACUGAUAUCUAGGGAAAGCAGAAGGAACCAAGCAUGCUUACAAGUCUUUGAAUAAUCAAGACCCCAACCUUAUCAGGAGACACUCAGAUCCUGGAGCCAUUUGAAUGCACUAAAUCACCUCUACAGAAGUUGUUGGAUACACUGAUGUGUACAGAAGAACUGGUCAUCUCUUGCAUGUGCAGAGGUGAAUACUUGCAGCAAGUUAUCAAUUUAAAGGAAAAAUGCCAGGUUUUCCAUGUUAUUAUCAAGACUUGCAGUUAGCAUUCAUUAGUGUCUGCUCACUUGCAGGAAAUCUGUCCCCCCCCCCCCACACACACACACACUCACAAAAACAACAGCACUCAGUUUUCUGCUGGAUUAGUUACCCACAUUUUCAUUAAUGCUUAGAAACUACCAUAAGCAUGCAGAAAGUUAUGUCUACUUCUUUGUUGGAGUGUAAAUAUUUUUUUUCCAGUGGAGCCAAUGAAAAUUUGAAAUGCUGUGAAGAGAAAAGGGAGUUCGAUAUGUAUGGGUGUACAUAAAUACAUGCAUGCAUACAUACAGGGAAGGGAAUGUUUUAUUCCCAAAAUGAAUACCAAGAGUCUUUAAAUAUUAAUGCUUUGAAAAGAUAUAUGCAUCUUUUUAUUCUAAAUCUUACACACAUGCUCACCAAAAUGAUGUAUUCAGUUGCUGGUCAACUCUUUAAAUGCUUGGCUCAUGACUGUUAUGGGAUGUAGAUAGAAGGCAUAGAUAUGUAGAUGAUUUUGUAGAUACUGGGGUUUAUAUACAUGUAGAUAUAAAUAAAGAUAUAGAUUAUAUAGAUAUGCUGCCUUAUGGAAAGGUUUCUGGUAUAUUUGAAAAAAAAAAUGUUGCACAAUUCAGAGUUUCUUCAGGAGGAGUGUACUUUUCCCAUCAACAGGAACAACCCCCCUCCCCAGCCCCCCACCCACACAAUGCACCCAGACCACGCACAUUUUUUAAAUUUGUAUGUGGUUCCUGUGGCAAAUGGUCUGCUUUCCUCUUCUUUCACCCAUUGCAAUCUCACCCCAUGUAGCAGUAACAGCUCUCCUGAUAUUACUGUCCUACAAUUUUUUAAAAAAUCCCUUGAAUUAGUAAAACAGCCAGAAGCUUAGUGCCGCAGUUACAAUCUCCAUGUUUUCUUCAGUACAACUGAUGACAAAAGCCAAAUGCUCCACAGCAGGGGUCUCCAACCUUGGCAACUUUAAGACUUGUGGACUUUAACUCCCAGAGUUCCUCAGCCAGUUGGGAGUUGAAGUCCACAAGUUGCCAAGGUUGGAGACCUCUGCUCCACAGUAUGCAUACAGUAGAAAUGUGUCCCAGUUCUGGCCCACUUUGAGUUUUAUUUUUCAUUUUUCCUUACAUUUUCUCAAAUCCAAGAGGAGGAGAUAAUUGAGGGUGAAAAAAGAACGACCUAUCUCACACUUACUAAGGGGGAUGGGCAGGCAUGGUUACCAGGCCACUUUGGGGGGGGGGUUGUUUUCCUAUUUUAAAAAAAUCUGGAAGAUAACUGGGAUAAAUUCCUAAAUCAGCUAUUCCAGAAUAAUUCCUCUGAAGCCAGAGGGUAUCUUCUAAGUCAAGUGAUUGGUGAGCUGGACCAACCAUUGUUUUGUUGCUUUGCUCAGGUGGACAGGGAAACAAUAUGAAUGUUACGAAAGAUGGUAUAUUUGGGUAGCAAAGAAGCUAUCUAAAGGAAGAAACCAGGUAAUAUUUCCCAAUGUUUACUCUUUUGUCUGAAAGUUUAGCCACUAGGCAGAAUAAUGCCUACUCUUCUCCCUUAGGGGGAAAAAAAAUCUUAGGAAAGGGGGAAAAAAAUUGUAAAUGAGAUUUGUAAGAUAUUAACAGCAGGAUUAGCUUGAUCUCAAAACAGCCGGAAUGGAUACCUGCAAUGGCAAUAUUUUGAAGAUUGCCACUAAACCAGCAUGAGAUCCAAAAAUGCACCCCUUUGGUUGUGUAUGUGUGCGUGCGUGCGUGUGUGCGUGCAGCAACUUGGGAGGCAGGCAAUGUGUUUUCAGCCAAUCUUGUUGAAUACCAUCCGGCCUUGUUCUAUAUAAAGCAAUUUGGCCAUUGAAUGCUUGUCCUUGUUCUGAUUCUUAUUGUAAUUUGUUGCUGAUCUUGCAACCGAGUGUAUGUUAAAACUUUCAGUUGUACAUUAAAUGCACAGUUUUGUGUGCUUUAAAUUUCUGUACAUACAUGGAUGCACAAUACUAUAAAUACUGUGUGUUAAUUGUCCUCCUUGGGGAAUUUUGCCUCCCAAAUAGUAUUUUCAUGUACAUGUCUCUUUAAAAAAUGUUUAAAAUACUGCUGUAUUUUGCGUGCCUCUCCAGGUGUGUGUUUUGAAAAGAGGACUGGCUCUUACACAGAAUAUUAAAGGAAUCUAAUUUUCAACAUAUAUUUUUGAUAACUUGAAAUGUACAAAAUACUCUUUUAAUGGAAAAUUUGAUCAGCCUAAAAAAUACUAAAUCUAUUUGAGUGAAUGGUAUUCAUAGCCAUAAGUUAUUUUUGUUUUUAAUUAAGAGUAUGAUUUUGUGUAUAAUAAGGUAUCAUGGAUAAAGAUUUCCUUUUGAAAUUUUAGAAACAUAAAAGUAUUUUUUUUAAAUUGCAUUUUCAGUCGAUUUUACUCUCCAAAAUUAGAUUCAGAUCACUUGUUCAGUUCCAUACAAUUUGCUUUUGGUCCAUGCUUUUGGAAUUGAGCUAGCUGUUACCAUAUAUACAUGUGCUGCCUUUCCCCAUUACAACUGAUUCUAGCAUUCUUUGAAAAAUCGACUGAUUCCAAAGCAUUUUUAUGCCAAGCCAAGGAAAGGUAGUAAUUGGCGUGGUCUCAAAAGAAGCUGAGCAUUUAUUAAUUGUUUUUGCUCUGUCAGUGAAUAGGAGGUCUCCUCAUUUGCAGGAGAACUAAAUGUUUCAGGAAGCAGGUUAUUAUGUAGAAUUUUAUGGGCUACCCGCAUUUAACCUACAAAAUACCCUUAAAAACCUCUCUUGUUCCAGUUCUAUUUUUUUAUUAUUAUUAAAUUUGUUUGCCUUCAACCUCACCAUGAGGUGACUCUGAAUGGCUUACUAUAUCAUUGUACGAAGCUGCCCUAGAGUAGUGAAUGAAUCUCCAAGUAAUCUCUCUUUCUUGUAAUCACAUAGCCUUAUUUCCUUGAUACAGUAGUUCAAAUGAUUGAAUCUGGGAUUUGGGGCCUGCAAAUCUUUAGCACUGGAAAGACUCCAGGUAGUCCUCAACUUACAACCAAUCAGGGGACCUACAACUGGUCUUUAUCCUUAUGACUGUUCCCACAGUCAUGUGAUCAAAAUUUGAGUGCUUGGCAACUGGCAUGUACCUUACGAUGGUUGCAGCAUCCCAGGGCCAUAUGAUCAUCAUUUGCUAGCUUCUGACAAGCAGAGUAAAUGGGGUAUUUGCUUAAUAACUGCACGAUUCGCUUAACAAUUGCAGUGAUUCGCUUCACUACCAUGGCAAAAAAGGUCAUAUGAUUGACUCAUUUAACAACAGCCUUGCUUAGCGGCAGAAAUUUUGGUCCCUGUUGUGAUCAUAAGUCGAGGACUACCUGUAUGGAUUUCAGCUGGUUUACCCUGCAUUUCAGCUGCAUGCUCAUUUUACAAGUUGUUUGAUGAGUGGUGACAACAUGCCCUACUGUCAUCAUGGAUGUGUGUCAUUGCAGCUGCUCAGAAAACACACUCAGCACUAUCCCACAUGACACAGUAGCAUAAAUUAGCAGUUUACCACACCCAUCGCUGAUUAUGCAUUUCUGGAUGCCUUCCUCCAUCUGUAUCUUCAUAUUUCUCCAAGCAGCAAUGUUGUGUAGCUGUUAGAUUGUUGGGCUGAGCAAAAUCCCACUCCAUUAUGAAGCCUACUACUGUAGGUGAUUUUAGACUAAUCUCAAGCAGUGUGGUGGCCUAGUGGUGAAGACGCUUGCCUCCCACUUGGAAGUUGAGAGUUCAAUCCUAGGUAGCGGCAGAUAUUUUUCCCCUAAGGCACAAAGAGAAAAUAUCUGCUGUGAACUCCACAUAGGCAUCAGGAAGGGCAUCUGGCCAGUAAACGCUCAUCUCCGCCCCAACUCUACCCUAAAUAGGGACUACAGGGUCAUAAAAAGGGAAGGGUUUUUUGUCUGUAUCUCAACCUCAUCUGAUUCAAGCAUGUAAUGUAAAAAUAAAGCACUCAUGUAUCCCAGUGAGUUGAUUAGGAAAAAAAAGGGAUUCUCUGGGAUAUUGCUUGAAAAAAGAGCAAUAAGGUUGAGAGAAUGGAAAAGACUCAAAAAAAACCAUAGUUGGGUAGAGGUGAUAAUAUCCUCACUUUGAGAGGUGAAAAUCUCAAAGAAGAAAAAAAGUAGGAUAUGAAGCGGUGAAAGGCAAAGGCAGAAAAAUCUGGAGAGACUUGGCAUAAAGUUGCGGCAGUUCGCUUUCUUAUCGUCUGCCUUGAAGUUGUUUGACUACUAGUUCUCACUCCUUUUCCCUGAGUUUCACAAUAUGUUGUCAACCCUGGAAGGAAAUAGUACAAUGUGUAAUAGCGUCUCCGUAGAGAACUGCGACAAUAGUUGUAUGCUUCGUGAUCAGCCGAGUGCUGAUCAAGCCCCAUCAACAGUCCUCGGUCACAGACUGGGAGAUUCAGGGGAGCCAUAUGGAAGUACAGUGAGCCAUGAAAUGAAAUUGGUGCAUCUACAUAAUGCUGCUUCCUCUUCCUUUCCAAACUGAGUCUUUGCACGUCGGUAUAUAUGGUAACAGAUUUUUUUUUACUGAAGUCACUUUGCAGCACUCUAAAGACAAAAGAAAUGUACUCUGUAGGCUUCAAACUACCACUGAGAACAUUUCAAAUUCAUUAGUCUGAAUCAAUAACUGCAGACAGGGUUGUACACAAAAAAAAAAGAGCAGCCAAGGAGGUUUACACAAAAGCCAAGUGUUCUACUAUCAUGUGUCCUUCCUUUUUCGAGUUUCCAAAGAUGACAGUUUUGUUGCAUGUACCAGCCUAAGUAAAUAAGUAAAUAAACCAUGAAAACGCUCUCAGUUGUCACGUCAAGGUGACAUACAUGACAUCGUCCCCUCCAAAGCCGUGCCACUAAAAGAAAACCUAGUAUGUGUGCAUGUGUCUUUUAUGGAAUUGGGGCAUUUCUGCAUGGACCACAAUGUAUUCUCUGGGAUUUGCUUGGUUGGUUCUUUAUGCUUACCAGAGUUCCUCUUUGCACCAGACAGAAUCAAGGUGAGCAUUUACAGUUUCUGUAAAACGCGCUCCAAAUAGUCAUGCCUCGUUGUAAAGGAAGGACUAUGUGUCGUUUUUAUAACUGCCUCUCGUGUUGUACACCAAAAUGUUUUAAAACCAAGCAGAGAAGAAAAAAAAAAAAAGCAGUUGUGCAACGGACCAGCUUCUUAACAGCAUGUUUGUGACUUGCUCUUCUGAUAGCAGCAACGGUUUGCAUUUUUUUUUCCUGUUUUCUUAUUCAGAUGUGUUGUCCUUUCCCACGUAAAAUGUCGCUUUUCCUUAAACAAACCUUUAUUUUUCAUUUUGACUUCAAAUAAAAGAAUACAAUUUAAAAACAAAA
Molecule: messenger RNA, 10751 nt
Organism: Pantherophis guttatus
Lineage: Eukaryota; Metazoa; Chordata; Lepidosauria; Squamata; Colubridae
Gene: ANKFN1
Product: ankyrin repeat and fibronectin type III domain containing 1
Biological process (GO): establishment of mitotic spindle orientation; regulation of establishment of bipolar cell polarity
Cellular component (GO): spindle
Molecular function (GO): protein binding
Source: RefSeq, a predicted model, not a curated record